Messenger RNA from Colletotrichum phormii, 608 nucleotides. RefSeq lists its product as uncharacterized. The transcript has a single exon. The record is from RefSeq and is a predicted model, not a curated record. Bases 164 to 487 code for a protein of 107 amino acids. Lineage: Eukaryota; Fungi; Ascomycota; Sordariomycetes; Glomerellales; Glomerellaceae.
CUCCGGGGAUUCCUUGCAGCGCGAAAGGGCGGUCGCCGCCGUCGCCGCGAUGAUCGUGGCCGCCGCCUUUGCGCCUCACGUUUCUGCGGUACGACACCCUGGGACCGCGCUCCCUUGACUGACUACUAACCAGGUGGUGUGUGGGUGGCCAGAGCUGCUCUGGAUGUGCUUCUUUUUGAAGUUUCUCACGAGGACGGCAGUGAGUAUUGUAGGUUUAUACGUGUACUGUUUGGGUCACGAUAAUGGUUUUGGCUUGAAGGUUGUAUGUGUUGGAGUUGAGGUAAAUAAAAACUUUAAACUCAGCAACGGGUGGGUGUAUAAGUUGGUAGCGAAACCAGAGAAACGGCGAGGCAAAGCGUUGUGGGCAGAAGAAAGUGACGAUGGACCACCUUUGGAGGAGAGAGUACGGAGUACAUACUGCGUACGCACAGAGGAAGGAAAGCCAUGCCGAGAGAAGACAGAUAGAAAGAGACAGAAAGAGUGGUAGAGGGUGUGUGUCCUGUUUACGGCUUUCAUCUCUCACACCCACCACGUCUCUUGAAGCAGAUAGGUACGGAUAGAGGCGAGAGUGACGACGAGAAUGAGAGAGAGAGAAAGAUUGACUGAGA